CCCCUACAUGUGUCACAGCCCCUGCCCUGAAUCUGCAACCUGGAGCUUGUGGGCCUCCUCAGUGCUGCCGAGGGUGCUGGGGCUUGGAGCCUGAUGACCUGGCUUUGAAUCCUGCCCCUGCCUCUGGGCACGCAGCAGCCUACCCGGCACGGAGGAAGGACUCCAAGGGACCGUCUGGCACCGCGGGGCUGAUAGGAACCCAUCUUGUCUGUCUGUGAAUUAUUCAUGUGCUGCACUUCCUGAAAAGAACGCUCCUGUUUGACUACCUCGCUUGUAAAACCGCAGAGAAUUCACUGUUAAGGGGAAGUAACAUCUCAGGGAUGGAAGUGCUUGGACGUGGUGCUGCUGGCUGCGGAUGUGCACAAGGAGAUGGGACGGAGAGCCUGAGUUGGCAUUCGUAUAAAUGACCUGCCUGGCUCCCACCAUGAGCGCUGAGCUCAAUGUGCCUAUCGACCCCUCUGCUCCUGCCUGCCCUGAGCCCGGCCACAAGGGCAUGGAUUACCGGGACUGGGUCCGCCGCAGCUACCUGGAACUGGUCACCUCUAACCACCACUCGGUACAGGCCCUGUCGUGGCGGAAGCUCUACCUGAGCAGGGCCAAGCUGAAGGCCUCCAGCAGGACCUCCGCCCUCCUCUCCGGCUUUGCCAUGGUGGCCAUGGUGGAGGUGCAGCUGGAGACGCAGUACCAGUACCCGCGGCCGCUGCUGAUUGCCUUCAGCGCCUGCACCACGGUGCUGGUGGCCGUGCACCUGUUUGCCCUCCUCAUCAGCACCUGCAUCCUGCCCAACGUGGAGGCCGUGAGCAACAUCCACAACCUGAACUCCAUCAGCGAGUCCCCGCACGAGCGCAUGCACCCCUACAUCGAGCUGGCCUGGGGCUUCUCCACCGUGCUCGGCAUCCUACUCUUCCUGGCCGAGGUGGUGCUGCUUUGCUGGAUCAAGUUCCUCCCCGUGGACGCCCGGCGCCAGCCUGGCCCCCCGCCCGGCCCUGGGAGUCACACGGGCUGGCAGGCCGCCCUGGUGUCCACCAUCAUCAUGGUGCCCGUGGGCCUCAUCUUUGUGGUCUUCACCAUCCACUUCUACCGCUCCCUGGUGCGCCACAAAACAGAGCGCCACAACCGCGAGAUCGAGGAGCUCCACAAGCUCAAGGUCCAGCUGGACGGGCAUGAGCGCAGCCUGCAGGUCGUGUGAGGGGCCGGGGGCCGAGGGCCGGGGCUGGGGGUGGCCCUGCGCCCGGAAGUCCACAGAGGUGGGGAUUUGUCAGAUGCAGACAUUUUGCAAGGCUGCCAGGUAGUUCAAGACCAAAGUUUUCCUCUUGUCUUAAUACCAUAAGGACUGGAUGACUUCUCCUGAGAUAGAACUGUCUGGUUCAAUGAGGGACUGUGUUGCUAAGAGCGUUGGGGGCAAAGCCAGGCUGGUUCCUUGGCCUCGGGGUUUCCUGGGUCGGGGACACGGUGAAGAGGCUCCAGCGGGAUCUGCCCAUCAGUCCUGGGCCAGGAGGGGCUCCAAGAAGCACCCAGUAGUCCGGGGGAGUCUCAGACCCGGCAUGUGUGGCUGGCAGGCCUGGGAGAGCCAGGGCAGGUUUUGCUUUCAGAGAAGGAUUGCCCCAGAGACCUGUGGUGGGCUUCAUGGGUGCCGAGUGGCCCGUGUGACAGUGAUGACAUGAGGGCUGCGGCGUUUGAGUGGGUGCAGGUGCAAUGCAGGGCUUGGUGCUUCCCUGCCUGGCCCUGGAGGGAGCUGGGUGGCCUGGCUUCGGGGGAACACAGGAGCCAGGACACAUGUCAGCCCAGCAGGUGUGGGGGGAGCUGCAGCCUUCGGCAGUGGGGUCAGUCCCUGGGGGAUGUUUCCAACGGUGGGCGGCCUGGCUGGGCCGGAGGAGACAUGUUCACGGGCAUCUAUGAGACGCCCCCUUGAGGAGGCUGAGUUAUUUGAGGGCUGCUGCAAAGUACGCUAGGCUCAAAUUCUCUUUUCCCAGCCAGAGCCCUGGCCACACGGACUCAGCAGGGCCACCAGGGUGGGGAAAGGACCCCUCCCCCGCCCCCCGCAGCCACCGGCCUCCAGCUCUGGGCCACAGAAUGGCCUCUAAGGCUGACUCAGCCGCUCCCCUGGGCUGUGGCAGCAGGAGGCGGGGGCUCAGGCCCUGGAACCUGUGCAGCUUGCCCGUGGCCCCAGGCAGCAAGGGGACAGCCUGGGGGACUUCCUGUCUAGGCAAGGCCAUUGGCCUGGCCUGGCCUGUGGAUAGUGGGGCCAGGGUCCAGCCCAUGCCAAAUGAGUGCCCUCCUUGUUAUGACACCAAGUGACUACAAGGGAGGCAAGACCCCUCCAGGCCUCUCAGCCGACAUUGGGUCCCACCACACACAGUGACCGUGCUGUGCAGUGCAGGUUCUGGCCUUUUCCCUGAAGGCAUGGGGUAGACCCGAAACCACGCUCUUGGGCCGCACAUGCAUGCCGCAGCACCAGCUGCCCUGAGCUGCUCGUACAACCAACCACCUUUCCCCUCUUCUCCAGCUGUAACCUGGAGAGUCAGCCAUGCCUUGUCUUUUAUUCUCAUAGUCACUGGGGCCGGGCGCAGUGACUCACGCCUGUAAUCCCAGCACUUUGGGAGGCCAAGGUGGGUGGAUCACCUGAGGUCAGUAGUUUAAGAUCAGCCUGACCAACAUGGUGAAACCCCGUCUCUACUAAAAAUACAAAAAUAGCCGGGCAUGGUGGCAGGCGCCUGUAAUCCCAGCACUUUGGGAGGCCGAGGCGGGCAGAUCACUUGAGGUCAGGAGUUCGAGACCAGCCUGGCCAACAUGGUGAAACCCCGUCUCUACUAAAAAAAAUACAAAAAAUUAGCCGGGCGUGGUGGCAGGUGCCUGUAAUCCCAGCUACUCAGGAGGCUGAGGCAGGAGAAUGGCGUGAACCCGGGAGGCGGAGCUUGCAGUGAGCUGAGAUCGCGCCACUGCACUCCAGCCUGGGCGACAGAGCGAGACUCCAUCUGGAAAAAAAAUACAAAAAUUAGCCGGGCGUGAUGGCAGGCACCUGUAGUCCCAGCUACUCAAGAGGCUGAGGCAAGAGAAUCACUUGAACCCAGGAGGCAGAGGUUGCAGUGAGCUGAGAUCACGCCAUUGCACUAUAGCCUGGGCAACAAGAGCGAAACUUUGUCUAAAAAAAAAAAAAAAUCACUGGACUUCUUCAUGCUCUGAUCACAUCUCUUGUAAAAGCCUAAGCUCUCUCCGGGGUCCGGGUUGGCCAUGCCGUGGAAUUCUGGGUGGCCUGGUUGGGGUCUCUAGAAAUGUGGCUGCAGCAGAGAACAGAGACCCUGACACGCAGCUCCCCGUGCUGAGGGGCCCUUGGGGAGUCACGCCGAGGGUCCCCACGAGAAAGUUGUGGCAUCCCCGGGGGCCGGAGAAGAGCCCCGUGUCUUCUGAGGGGUUUGUCCUUUGUGUCCCCUGCAGACCUUUGUCUGCGACCCUUGCCCUCCAGCACGUCUGUACUUUCCUGCGGCCUGUAGAAACGCCUCUUACGGUUUAAUAUGUGUUCGCUUUGCUAAAGAAUGUCAGCAUCGGCCAGGUGAGGUGGCACAUGCCUGUCAUCCCAGCACUUUGGGAGGCCCAGGGGUGCGAGACCAGCCUAGGCAACAUAGCGAGACCCCAUCUCUAAAAAAAUUAUUUUAAAUUAGCCAGGCCGGGUGCAAUGGCUUGCGCCCGUAAUCUUAGCACUUUGGGGGGCUGAGGCAGGCAGAUCACUUGAGAUCAGGACUUUAAGACCAGCCUCAGCAACAACAUGGUGAAACCAUCUCUAGCAAAACUACAAAAAAUUAGCCGGGUAUGGUGGCGGGUACCUGUAAUCCCAGCUACUCAGGAGGCUGACGCAAGAGAAUCGCUUGAACCCAGGAGGCAGAGGUUGUAGUGAGCUGAGAUUGUGCCACUGCACUCCAGCCUGGACAACAGAGCAAAACUCUGUCUCAAAAAGUAAUAAAUAAAAAUAAAUUAGCUGGG
Messenger RNA from Symphalangus syndactylus (siamang), 3978 nucleotides. RefSeq names its product ORAI calcium release-activated calcium modulator 2 (gene ORAI2). Gene Ontology annotation, biological process: store-operated calcium entry. Gene Ontology annotation, molecular function: store-operated calcium channel activity. NCBI's taxonomy places the organism in Eukaryota, Metazoa, Chordata, Mammalia, Primates, Hylobatidae. The record is from RefSeq and is a predicted model, not a curated record. Gene Ontology annotation, cellular component: membrane.